UCUUCACGUCUGCUACCUGUGUGCUGUGGCACUGUGGGAUACAAGGGAAGCUAACUCCAUGAGUUCAGCACAUCGACCAGGACUUAAUUUCGUCGCUCCUGCUAUUCAAUUCCAGUAAUUAUAUUCUUUUUUAUUUCGGGCUCAAAACUGGAAGAAAGUGGACAUUACGUCAUCGCCACUCGCCCCAACGACCAUCAGCGCUAUUCUGUGAGGUGGCUGAAGCCUGGAGGAAGAUAGCACAAUAAUGAAAUAAUCAAUGUCUAGCUCAAUAGAUGACGUCAUCUGCACGUGCUUGACACGCGUGUAUGCUGAUCACUCGGCCAGAACGGACAGGCUGACCUGUAGACUAGAACACGCCCUUCCUAUCAGACAUACGUUCUUCCGACUAAAAAGAGUUCCUCACUUCCAGACUCGCGAUGACCUUCACAGUGAACACACUCCAGCAUAUCUACCUAUAUACAGGUUGGAAAAUGCUUCUUUGGAAAGCCUGUCCCAGAAAAGCAAGGCCGGAUGUAGGCGUGUUCUCAUUGAAGGCGACCUCGGCACUGGCAAGACUCUGGUGUGUCAACGGCUAUUGCACGAGUGGGCCAAGGCGAUGCAGUUUUUCAGACACGUCAAGAUCGACCAGCCUUACAUCCUAGUGGACACUGACCAAACCGGAAGUUAUCCGGGACACAACAAACACCAGCAUCAGGCUAAAGCGGAAGUGUCAGAAACAGACGGCCAAGGUGAUGCCGAAGGAACUGUGGACGAAAGUGACACCGUGCGGAGACACAGGAGGCAUCCCUGGAACCUCAAUGCGUUCGGAGAACAGCAUUCCUCCAGACCGGAAGUGCAGCCUCCGGUAGAGAUCAGGGUCACGGUCAGCAAAAGCAAAAGUUGCAAUAGCCACCUUAACAGCUUUUCCGGAAGUGACAAAGGAGCAGACGUCAAUGUGACGUGCAGGAAAACCGAUUCUCCUGAUAAUAACAGGGCAGGGGGCGAUAACGGCGACCAUCGGUCACGGAGGGCACUUUUCGUGGAGCAAAAAGAACAGGAACAAAUGAUGCGGUCAAACAGUGGGCAUAACAGGGCAAGGUCAGGGUCAGAAGACAAGGCCGGCCGUGGCAGCAGAAGUCGAAGUAAUGGUGAAAGCAGCACUAGGAAGAGAGAGAAAGCAAUUUGCGACGGCAUCCCUCAAAAGUAUCUCUCGCUACUCAACAUUGGCUCCCCAGGCGAAGGCGCCUUUGAGUCCCCAAACAGAAUAAAAGGCCCGUUUCGAGAACCUCGGCGUCAGCGGCCUUCUCGGUUGACUAGCAAUCUGACAGACUAUAAGGCUAUGAUUUACGUCCCCUGUGUCCGCAUGUCACUGGCCGAGAUACUUAACAAGUGCAACAACUCUAGAGUCCGGCACUAUUACGUGGCGGCCUCCGUGCUGCAGGACCUACUCUUCCUCAGCGACGUCCCUCACCAUCCACUCUCCUUCGACGCUGUGUAUCAAUGGGUGCUGACCAAUCGAGAGGACAUCUGCAUCAUCUUCGACAACAUUGACGGGUCGGAAGCUUGGCAGAGGCUCAUUUCAGACGCCUUUCACGACAAGGAUGGCUUCGGGAAGAUGAUUGCCGCCGCUACGCCUGGUCGUAUCUCGAAACGUGAUGUUGACACUCUGUUUUACUGUUACGGGCUGGCGACUGAAUACAGCAAUAAGACAUUGUUGUCUCGCCUGAGGACUGAAGCGCCCAGCGUCGUUGACCGGAUCUCAUUUCUUCUGACCUCAAACCACACACAGGAACUCUUGUGUAAUCCUCUGAGUUUGUCACUCCUUGCUGCGUAUUUCAGGAGCGUCAACGACGAUGACGACAUCCCUGAACAUCUCUCUGAACUGCUUGAGAACCUCAUCCAGCAUGCAAUGGCCCACGAGAACAACUCCGUUCAAAAUGUGUCUAAAGGCCGCCGCCAGAGGUUCUCACUCCAGGGAGUCUGUGAAACUGUUGCUUUCGAAUGUCUGGAGAAUGACACCAAUUAUUUUUCCAAGCAGAAGUUUCCGAAACAGUUCUGGGUUCGUCACCUUUGUGACUGCCGUGUACUUCACGAGGUCCAUGAGAUCGCAAACUUUGCCUCUAUCCACGAGAGGUUGCCGUCUCCUGUGGCGAAUCCGGUCAUAACUCCAGACAGUGACUCCGUCCACAGCAGCACGUCUUCCAAUUUCGACGUCAAUACUAACACAGAGACUAGCCCCAGUAAUCAAAUCCUUAACGUUCUCAGUGACCAAGACAACGAGCCGACCAUCAAACUCGAUACGACCACAACUGGAGUUCGUCUGCAAGUUCCUCAAAUUCAUAACAGUUUGGAGAGCUCCAAGAGAUACGCCGAGCGCCCGAAAUGUCUGUCUCUGGACAUGAGAACACCCCCAGGAAAACAGGUGCAGACAACCCAAGCUAGCGGUGAGAUUGUUUCCUUCACCAGCAGGUGUAUCCGCGACUUCCUUGCCUCGAAAAGAGUCUGUCGUUAUCUAAUGUCAGAUCGAGACUGCGAGGGCUUCAUUCAGAGGUUAAUCUCUAAACCACAGUUCUACCCAGUUCUCAGACUAACUGUGAGAAGUCUCUAUAUUAUGGACAGGUCCGACAUCAUUCUCAACUUGCUGGACAUGCUACUGACCUCACAAGAGAUUGGAUAUGUGCCUUACGGCAUCCAGUCUUCCCCCUCACCCCGAGGGCUGUCCCCUACCAACUUUCAAGAACCGCGGGCACGCAUUCCUCACCGGUACCGUGUGUCCAACUCGGACUGUCCGUUCAGAGCUAAGAAGGAAGAUCUCCAACAGAGACGGUCGUCUACGUCCAUCUUGGGCACGUGUCUUGAAGGAGCCACUCUGAAGACGUCCAUCAGUUUUAACCGUUUGUUAGGGAGCACGUCAUUGAGUCCAUACACUGCAGUGACCACUCCAGAUACGUCACGAGGGUACUUGGAAGACUUUAAAGAAGCUCUAAUCUGGUUGGCUGAGACAGACAACAGCGAACCUUAUAUUGGAGCUGUGUCCAACAGAUUUCCUGACACACUGGUCAUCUCCUACCAGGACUGCCCAUCGGAGACUAUCGAUCACUUCAUAUGUCUCACCAUGAGAAGCAGCCCAGUUGUCAGUGAAGUGGUCCUCUACAUGAGCGGAUUCUACUCCCAGUGGGACCUUGGACUCAGAUUGGCCGAAGCCUUGCGGGAACUGAAGAACCUGACGACUCUACGCGUAAGCAUGAAGUGUGUAGUGGAGACGUCAUUUCUGGUGGACUUCAUCUGCGAAUGCUUUGAAGGGAACGAGCAUAUUGAGACGUUAUAUCUGGAGGGUCCCAUGAAUGUUGCUGAGAACCUGACGCCCUGUGAGCACAAAAGGGUCCAGAAGACAUUCUCUGAGCAGCGAGGCCUAAAGACUUUGAUUCUGGACCACUUCAGUUACCAUCACAGAAUCUCCUACUUGCUGGGCUCGUGGCCCAACGUGUUGAGAGCCCUUCAAAUAAAAAGAAGCAACAUAGACAGCGUGGCCGAGAAAAUCAACGAGAAACUGACCGGUAGCCCCGAAAUGACCAGCCUGACUCUAGAAAACUGUUUUGUUCCUUCCCAUUGCCUUUAUUCUAUAGUUAGCUACAUCAAUGCGCAUGCGUCAUCUGUCAACAUCACGACAUUGGAAUUCACUCUCCUGUCGUCUGCUCGAAAGUUUAACAAAAACGAUGCCAAGAAGACGUACUUCAAGCCAGCGAUCACCAACGAAGUGUGCGCCAGCCUGGCAGAACUUGUACACAGCUCGCCAAGUCUCAAGCAUCUGAUCCUCAGUUAUAACGGCCUGUCAGACGAGAAGGCCAAGGUUCUACUGCAGGCCACCGUCGGUAGCAGGGCCCUGGCCACACUGGACCUCACUGGCAACCUGAUCGGCAACGCGGUAGAAGAUGACGUCAUGCUGCUGCUGAACAAGGCGACGAAUCUCAAAUCCUUGCUGCUGGGAGACAACAACAUCACCAAGGAAACUAGAAGCGUCAUCAUCAGAGGAUCAUUGAGCCGACAUGAUCUAAGGCUCAGUCUGUAAGAUCUGAACACUAAGUGGUGUGAUAAAAUGGUCAUACGUGAUCUUUACGAAACAAAAUAUAACUUGAUGUUUUUAUAUUUGUUUACAUUUCUUAUUUGAGGUUAUUUUUAGAGAAAUAUUAUUGCCAUUUUUGUUUGAAAAUGUUUGGUUUGUUUCGUUUUUUUAUAUUCAUAUUUUGUAUAUCAAGAAUAAAAAGUGAACCCAUGAGUGAACGAAAGAGAAAAAAAAAGGGGGGGGGGAGGAAGAGGCAGUGAGGGAGAGUAGGCCUACGCUGAACAAUUUAAUAACGUAGGCCUCUAAUUGUGUAAAUAAUGCGAAAACUUCAGAAUGUAUUGUAUUGGAACACAUAAUAUUUGCUAAAAUUAAAAGAAAAUAAUAGCUUUUCAUGGCUUAAGGGAAUCCAAAAGUUACAUCGCAACUUCUCGCUCAGUGUUUCUCAAACUUUUGCCAGUUGCGUCCUUCUAAACAAACACGAUUUUGUUCGCGCCCCUCUUAGCCUUAGGUCUGGUAGAGCUACAACUUUGGGGUCCGUGAGGGUUUAAACAACGUAAUUUUGUUUCUUGCAUAAUUUUUCUGUCUUUUGAAUGCUAGAAAAAUAAUGAAUCUGGCGAUAAUAUUGAGAGGCUGUAUGUUACCCAUAACAAUCAAUUUCAAGCAUAAUAAUUUUAUUUAUAGAACGCUGUUAACAAACAUAAUGUAGGCUCAAGGCGCUGUGAUAACAUUAGAAACAUAAUCAUGGGAGCUAAAAUGACAAACUAAUCUAAAAAAAAGUAUUGAACAGAUAGUUCUAAAUGUUCUUCUUGAAUGUAGUGAAGCAUCUUGUCUUUCUGAGAAACUUGUACAAGUGCUCCUUCUUCCGCUCCUUCUUCCCUAGUGCUAUGAGAACAUUGAAUGGGUUGCCUGAGCUAGCCAGGAAAACCAGUGACUUGGCAGAAUUGAAGUCAUUGGUUAAUAUGCAUGACUAGAUUGACAUAGAAAAACGCGUAGGACGUAAUCAUAUUCUUUUUUGAAGUAACGUCUGUAUUAUAUAAGAUAAGAACAAUGAAUUCAGAAAUUCAUUCUACUGGAUGUCACAAAGCUCUUUUUCUAAUAUUAAGAAGAAAAAAAAAGUCUAAAAGUUAGAAGUAAAAAGGGACUGAGACGGACCAUUAAGCAUUUCACGUUAAGUUUAACUCUUUCUCUCCUAACUAACGAUACCAACGUUGAUUCCACCAGAAAUGUGGUAAAUAGUUACGGAGAGAAAGAGUUAAUAAAGGAAGAGGCAGAACUGACCUAUAUAAUGAUUCGAGGAACAUACAAGGCAUCGUCCAUGUAGCGCAUGGUAAUGGGUGGGAUCGUCAUAAGAUCAUCCUCAUGUUUAACUUUCCUAAUCGACGGUACCAUCGUUGAUUUGACCUCAUUAAAUUAAAUUAAUGUUUAAUUUUAUAAACUUGACUUUGUGUUACAUAAAAAAGAGCAUGCAUUUCCCUUUAAUUCUAUACCAAAUACAACAUGUUCUGAUAACAAACAACAAAGCUAUUGAAGCCCAAUCAUAACAGGGGAGUGAAAUAGUAAUGAGCAGUAUUCCUUCAAAAUAUGGAAAAAAUAAUUACGGAGAGAAAGAGUUAAGUAAAUAAGACAUCUUUUCGCGGACUCAUUAGGGACAAAUUUUAACAUUCUGACAAAAGAGGAAUUUGCAUCGCGUUAUGGAUAAAGCUCCCGUUUCAGACCUUGCGAUCUAUAGGACUGAUUAUGGUAAGGUCAUCUGUUUCUUGGCCAACGAUUAACUAGCAGGGUGUCAUGUGGUCAGCACUACGGCCAACCACCUUUACUUUCCCCAACUAAAAUCAGGUACCCAUUAGAGUUGGGUGGACUCAAAGGCGCCCUAAAAAUAAUCACAUUCUUCACGGAGAUUCGGAACCAGGACCCCAGGUUCGGAAAUCAAGUGCUCAAUCACUCAGCCACCGCAUCCCGCGUUAGGGGAGACAUUCUGAAAUUUCUUCAAAAGUUUCGAGCUUCUAUUGCUGCAAGCGCAUCUCGCGUAAAGGGUGAAUAGUUUCUGAUGAAACCAUGAUUGGGUCUUGCGUAAUUAAGGAAUAAAAAGGACUGAUUUGAAUGUCAAGAGACAUUAGACAGAAAAAUAAACUCGUGAAUUCGUAGUGUGUUUGUAUCUUGUUUAAGUUAUCAUUUCAUUUGUAACUCAACAUAUAUCUACUUUCAAAAUGAAGUUAUGUAUAUUUAUAAAUAAAAGUUAUUUUAUUAAG
Biomphalaria glabrata is the source of this 6291-nucleotide messenger RNA. RefSeq lists its product as uncharacterized. The transcript is spliced from 4 exons. Gene Ontology annotation, biological process: positive regulation of inflammatory response. Gene Ontology annotation, cellular component: cytoplasm. NCBI's taxonomy places the organism in Eukaryota, Metazoa, Mollusca, Gastropoda, Planorbidae. Bases 257 to 4048 code for a protein of 1263 amino acids. The record is from RefSeq and is a predicted model, not a curated record.